UUAUAGCUUCAAUCAAUUUUAUUGCAGCAAACAAACAAAAAGGCCAGGGACACGAAAGAGAGAUAGAGAGAGGCAUUAGGGUUUAGGAUUACGUUUUAGAGAAGGGUUUAGAUCUCUACCACUACCAACUGGUUUGUUAAGAACAGAAUCUCCUUAACACAUUUUUACUUUUUAAAACAUUUUGUUUUUGUUUUUGUUAUCUUCACCAAAAGACUUGACUCCAAGAAACAACAAGAAGAAGAAGAAGAAUCAAGAAGCAAGUUCAAGAACCAACCAGCUUUAAAGAAGUAUUCAUUAUCUUCUACCUCAAAAGGAAAGUUAAAAACUUGCUUUAGGGAGAUGGGUCUUUUGUUUUCUUGAAUCUUUUGUGUGGGUCAAGAUUUUGAUUUAAGGAGGGGUUUGUUAUUAAUUUUGUGUUCUUGGGAUCAUCAAGACUUCAAAAAAACAUUUUUUUUUUCCUUUUUCAAUUUGAGAUUUAGUGUCUCCUUUAACACCCACAAAGCCAGCAGAUGCUUUACUGAUGAAUCCUUGUUUGAUGGUUAUGAUCUAAUCAUACGAAGAAGAAGAAGAAGACUAUGGCAACUUAUUACAAAACUGGCUCAAGUGAGAUUUAUUCCAGACCAGAAUUUGUCCCUGGAAACGCAAUGAGCUACACAAAUUCUUUCUCAGAGACUUUUCCUAGAGAAGCAACUAAUAAUGUCUCAGCUUCUAAAGAGAUUCAAGUAUUGUCAAGUCUUGGUGGAGCUUCACAAAUGGUGGAGAUUCAAGAUUCUGGUUCUUGGAGAGAUCAAGAAGACAAUGACAGGAGUCGCUUCCCGGUGAUGAUGCGUCUUGGCCUCAGCUCGCAGAUUGAGACAUCGAGAGGCACUAAUAACAAUGAGUAUGCAACACAGGUUGUUUCGGGAUUUACUCGAACCAUUCAUAACUCAAAGUAUCUCAAGGCUGCUCAAGAGCUUCUUGAUGAAGCUGUUAAUGUUAAGAAAGCUCUGAAGCAGUUUCAGCCACAGGGAGACAAGAUUGAUGAAGUGAAAGAGAAGAAUCUUCAGACGAAUAUUGCUGAAAUCCCUCAAGCAGAGAGACAAGAAUUGCAGAGCAAGUUGUCGAAACUUUUAUCGAUAUUAGACGAGGUGGAUAGAAAUUACAAGCAGUAUUACCACCAGAUGCAGAUAGUUGUGUCGUCUUUCGAUGUAAUAGCGGGAUGUGGAGCAGCCAAACCAUACACGGCCCUUGCGCUUCAGACCAUCUCUAGGCAUUUUCGUUGCUUAAGGGAUGCGAUAUCCGGACAAAUCUUGGUGAUAAGGAAAACUUUAGGAGGGGAACAGGAUGGAUCAGAUGGGAGAGGAGUGGGGAUAAGCAGGUUAAGGAAUGUUGAUCAACAGGUAAGGCAACAAAGAGCGUUGCAGCGGUUAGGUGUUAUGCAACCUCACACUUGGCGGCCUCAACGCGGUUUACCUGAUUCCUCUGUUUUGGUUCUCCGUGCUUGGCUGUUCGAGCAUUUCCUCCACCCUUAUCCAAAGGAUUCAGACAAGAUCAUGCUCGCUAGACAAACGGGGUUGAGCCGAGGCCAGGUGUCGAACUGGUUCAUAAAUGCGCGUGUGCGUCUCUGGAAACCGAUGGUGGAGGAGAUGUACAAGGAGGAAUUCACAGAUGCAUUGGAGGAGAAUGAUCCCAAUCCGUCUUCUGAAAACACACCAGAAAUCACCGACAUUCAAGAGCAACAAACUGAGUCUAGUUCCAACAACGGACGUGUAUCUAGUGUGCCAAGCAGUAGCAUUGGACAAAGCACGGUGGCCCGUGGUGGUGACCGGUUCAUGAUGGUGACUGACAUAACAAGAAAUGGUAGUGGUGGGAUGUCUUUAACAUUGGGGAUUCAGAAUUCCGACAGCGAUGUUCCUAUGUCCGGUGGGAUAGAUAACUACGAGAAUACUAUCCCGGGAACCGAUCUCCAAUACUUAAACUCUCGCAACCACCAGCACCGGCUUGGCUCUUCACAAUUGUUGCAUGACUUUGUAGCUUGAUGAGGAGAAUAGAAAGGUGUCGAAAUGUAUUCUUUUGUGAAAGUAAACCCAAAAAGACGAAAUUGUAGAUUAAUGAGAAGACAUGAGAAGGUGAACACAAUCUAAGAUUAGAUACGAUUUGUUCUUCCUACUUUAA
Molecule: messenger RNA, 2154 nt
Organism: Arabidopsis lyrata subsp. lyrata
Lineage: Eukaryota; Viridiplantae; Streptophyta; Magnoliopsida; Brassicales; Brassicaceae
Product: BEL1-like homeodomain protein 7
Exons: 5
Coding region: 576-2018 (480 amino acids)
Biological process (GO): regulation of transcription by RNA polymerase II
Molecular function (GO): RNA polymerase II cis-regulatory region sequence-specific DNA binding; DNA-binding transcription factor activity, RNA polymerase II-specific
Source: RefSeq, a predicted model, not a curated record